This is a messenger RNA of Cotesia congregata, 1029 nucleotides long. NCBI's taxonomy places the organism in Eukaryota, Metazoa, Arthropoda, Insecta, Hymenoptera, Braconidae. The record is from the annotation of a GenBank genome assembly.
AUGAUUUCAGCGAGAAAUGUUCAUUUAAUAUUCCGUAGAUUACAAAUCAAUACAAUUGGAAGGCAUUGUAAAUUCAGUUCAGCGCAUUUACAAGAAGAACAACGUGACCCAGGACCAGUAUUUAUAAAUGAUGAAGUACAAAAACUACUCAAAACACUUACAAGACCAGAUUUACAAAAGGUUUACCGUAAACGUAAAGACGGUCAACCUAUAAAAGAUCCUCAGUAUAAAUUUAUGACUGAUGAAGAGCUUCAAGAUCUAAUGAAGAAAGUACAAGCUAGAGUUGAUGAAAAAUUACAAAUGCCACCGGUGGUAAAAAAACGUAAGCCAAUAACAGAAGUUAUAUCAAAAGAUCCCGAAAUCCAAGGGCAUGAUACGACUAAGUACGUUUUUACUGAUAUUACUUAUGGAGUGAGCGCUGUUGAUAGAUUAAUAGCCGUCAGAGAUCCUGAUGGUACUUUGAGAAAAGCUAAUUGGGAGGAAAGGUUUCGUAUGAAUCAAACUUACUUUCCUGUUAAAGGACGUGAAUUGGUUACACCUAGAAUGUUUCAAGAUGAAUAUUUAAAAGAUUUAUUGAAAAGAGAAGAGUACGAAUUUGUCCUAGACCGUGCGUGCUUGCAAUUUGAUCCAGAUGAUCCUGAUUUUCAUCGAGUUACAUCUGCUGUUUAUGAAGCAGUUAACAAUACAAGUCAAUUUAAAGUAUUCCGAUCAACGAGACACUAUGGGCCGUUAGUGUUUUAUUUAACCUGGAAUAAAAACAUUAAUAAUUUGUUACUCGAAUAUAUAACAAAUGGCUUUAUCGAAGAUGCUGUGCUGCUGAUAAAAUUGUACAAUAAAAUAAAUCCGACUUCUAAGGCAGUGGAUAUUACCCACGACGGAGAUGAUCUUAAGUUCAUUCAAAAUUUCGCUGAUUUAGAAUCACCUAUUAGAGGUAAAUUGAUAGCUGCUGUUCAAUCAUAUAAAGAAUUAGCAGAAGCACGGAAGAAAGUUGAAAAAGGUGUAAAAGCAGCACAUGGUAUUGAUGAAUAA